Pelodiscus sinensis (Chinese soft-shelled turtle) is the source of this 1553-nucleotide messenger RNA. RefSeq names its product C-type lectin domain family 10 member A-like. The record is from RefSeq and is a predicted model, not a curated record. Lineage: Eukaryota; Metazoa; Chordata; Testudines; Trionychidae.
CCAGGAACGCUGGUUGUCCGAGGCUGCCGGCGGUGGGGGCGAAGCGACAGGAACUCAGACCUUGGCAGUUCUGAGGAGAGGAAGGGUGAGUGGGUGUGUUCAUUAGGCAUUUCCUUUUCAAGAAAAGCUGGCCCGAGGCUAUAAAACCCACCGGAACGGAGCUGGCAAGGAGACGGCGGAGCAAUGGCUUCAGGCCAUGUUUACCAGAAGUGUGAAGAGUCCGACCGAGUGGCACUCAAGGAACAAGAGGCAGAAAUGGGGUCUGGACGAGCAGGGAGUGACUGUCUGCCCUGCGCUCGGGGCCUGACGGGGCCGGCCAGGUCCCUAUUAAUCCUGUAUGCCCUGCAGGCCCUGUCGUUCGUGCUGUGGGCCGUGCUCCUGCUCGUGGUGAUUGCAAAGUAUGCAGCACUGUCCAAGGAGCUGGAGCGGAUGCGGACUGAUCAGUCCCUGCUGGGAGCCAACGCCUCCGACGUGAUGAAGCAACUGGAGAUGCUUCAUGUGAAUCAAUCCGCCAUGCGCAGCACCGAGGAGGAGCUGGAUGAGUCACUGAAGAGGCUGCAGUCGGACCAGGCCACGCUGAGGGAGGAAGUGUCCACAGACCUGGCCAAAGCGAAACGCGACCGAGAUGACAUCAGAGCUGAGACCUAUAGGAUCCUGGAAGCCGCCCAGAAAGGGAACGGCACUGCCGGGUGCCAGCCCGGGUGGGAGCAGUUCCAUAGGAGGUGCUACCUUUUCUCCUCCACUACCCAGCGCUGGCAGGCAGCCCGAGCCUCCUGUCAGAGCCAGAAUGCUGACCUGGUGGUGAUCAACGACCAAAUGGAGCAGAAUUACUUAGCCAGCAAAGCUGAUUCUGUUCGUCACUGGAUUGGCUUCACUGACCAAGGCACCGAAGGCGUCUGGCACUGGGUGGACAACACGACCACAGCAUUUACGCUUUGGGCCCCCGGGGAGCCCAAUAACAUGUACAGUUUUCACAUCCGAGAAGAGGACUGUGCCCACCUGAACGAGGACGGCAAGUGGAACGACGAGCCCUGCCAAAUGCGCUACCGGUGGAUUUGUGAAAAAGCGGCUCUUCAGUAAGCCACAGGAGUCCCCCUCCCCCGCUCUGGCGGGAAUGCCCCCUGGGGGGGACACGGCUGAGUAUAUCAAUGCAGGGCAAAUUGCUUAAGAGACAGGACUCCUUGCAGCUCAGAACUGGGGUCCUCAAGACACCAAAGAGCACUGCUGUUCGCCACACUGGUGGUGAGGUGCCACUGUGCUCCCCCCUCCCCCGGAUGUGUGGGUGAAGGCUGAGCACCAUUAUGACAGCAUGGGCUAGCAGAGAAAGUGUGGGGCUAAUGCUCUGCACCUCAAGUUCCCCCAAGCAAUCCCCUCGGGUCCUCCAGUUCUCUUGUGUGCACCCCUCCUUAUGCAGAUUGGUUUUCAUAACCUCCUAUCUUGCCAAGUAAAAAGGCUCUUCUGAUCCCAAAGGACCAACCUCAUUGCCAUGUGAGGCUAUAUCUAUACUCCGGGGGUUUUGCACAAAAACAGCUGGUUUUGUGCAAAAACCCGCA